AUGGAGGAAGGCAUCGUCUCCGGAUUGCCCUCCGAACCACCACCACUUCCUUACUCGUUGCAUACCCGGAAAAGGGCCAUCGCGAUCUUUUGGACAAUCUUCGUUAUCGAUACUUUGGGUCAGCCGCUGAUCUUGUACUGGACAUUAUGGUACCUCACCGAUCUUUCGCAUAACCUGGUGUUUUCCAUCGUCACCGCUUGUUUGGGCGGUGUCUCCGUGUUUGAAUACUUCUACCGAUUGUACAAGCUGCGUCGCAAGAGUUCGCGCGCUCGACCAUUGAAUGCUAAGUCAUCAUGGUUGGACUUUUUCCACAUCAACUUCACCAUCGUGUGGCUCAUUCUGGCCGUUGAGCUGAUCGUCGGAACCGUACCUACAGAACCAUAUGUGCGCCUUGUCGCCAUGGUUCUCCCGACAGUCAUGUUCUACUUUGGCUUCGUCCACCUAACCCUCGAUAUCCUCCGCAUGAUGGGGUACAAAGCGCCCUUCCGAAUCUCCUCCACCCCGAAAGGAUCCGUGAUGCCGACUGCACUAUACGCGCUGAUCGAGGACGUGGUAGCGGUUGAUGGGGGUGGAGGUCAAAUAUAUCGAUAUGCGUUGCGGACCCGAUACCUAUCAAGCCCGUACUUCCGACGAAUGCUUUUCGAAAUGAAUUGCUUCUGGAGCGGCGGGUCUAUCAUAUUCGCCGCAGUCAUUACUGCUAUCAUUUUUACGGUCUCGGAACCCGUUGCAUUCACUCUGGGCUGGGCCCUGCCAUUUGCUUGGGCCGGUGUAUGGACAUUGAUCACCAUUCCUUGGGUCCAGAGUGACUUACGCCGUGAGAAAAAAGCUUGGGCCGAGAAUCGCGGACAGGGAGGGAUUCGGUACGUCGACGACAUUACCGCACCCACUGCGCGCACCCGUUUCGCAUCGGUUCAAGAAGCCCUUCCCAACCUUCUACCCUGGGUCCGAGAAAAGCAAGCUCCUCCAUCGGCGCCAUUUGCCGAGGGUGCUGUGGGAACUACCCCUGCCCAUAAAGCUGAAAGCAUGCCGGACAGCACUCCGGAGGCCACCUCGGCGGGCAAUUCACCUGGCCCUGCAAGUACCACACGCGACGGUGGAGAUGAGACGGUUCGGCCCUCCGGGGAAGCACAAGAUAGUGCUGUCACGGAACCGGCCAACACAAAUACCUCAUCUACCGACGAAAAGAAGUAA
Molecule: messenger RNA, 1191 nt
Organism: Penicillium daleae
Lineage: Eukaryota; Fungi; Ascomycota; Eurotiomycetes; Eurotiales; Aspergillaceae
Exons: 6
Coding region: 1-1191 (396 amino acids)
Source: RefSeq, a predicted model, not a curated record